Molecule: messenger RNA, 588 nt
Organism: Lolium rigidum
Lineage: Eukaryota; Viridiplantae; Streptophyta; Magnoliopsida; Poales; Poaceae
Product: ethylene-responsive transcription factor 8-like
Exons: 1
Coding region: 1-588 (195 amino acids)
Biological process (GO): regulation of DNA-templated transcription
Molecular function (GO): DNA-binding transcription factor activity; DNA binding
Source: RefSeq, a predicted model, not a curated record
AUGCAGAUGCAGCGGGUGAAACAGGAGCGCGGCAGCGCGUCGGCGGGAGGGCGACCGGAGGCGCAGCCGCAGCCACCGCCGCACGCGCACUACCGCGGCGUGCGGAAGCGGCCGUGGGGCCGGUACGCGGCGGAGAUCCGGGACCCGUGGAAGAAGACGCGGGUGUGGCUCGGCACCUACGACACCCCCGUCGACGCCGCGCUCGCCUACGACCGCGCCGCGCUCGCGCUGCGCGGGCCCAAGGCCAGGACCAACUUCGGCACCGGCCACGGCCAGCACCCGUACCCCUUCCCGCACCUGCCGCUGCAGCCGGGGGGUCUGCUGCCUCCGCGUCCGCCGACGGCGCCGGGCAUGUUCGGCGGCGGACUCGAUGUCGCGCGCCCGUCGCCCUGGCACUGCGUCUACUUCCCCGCCAGGAGGGUCUCCUCCACCGUGCUCGACUUCCUCGCGCAGCCGCUGCUCCCGGUCAAGAUGGAGGACGCCGCGCCGGCGCUGCCGUCCACGGUGCUCGAGCUGCGCACCGGGCCCACCGUCGGCGUCCCCGCCUUCGACCUCAACGAGCCUCCGUCGCUGCUCUACGGCUCUUGA